AUGGACGGCGCCUUGGCGAUGGCCGUCAACUGCCUGGCAGCCCAGCACGACCUCUACUCGGCGUCCUUCUCGCCGCUGCGGAUGCCCGCGUACGGCCUCUCGGUGUCCGACGGCUGCCCGACGCCCGCGUCCAGUCCCGGGGGCACCCUGCCGCCCUGCUCGCCCGCGGCCGACAGCCCCGCGAACCUCACCGAGCUGUGUCCCAUGCCGCGCGACGCGACGCAGUGCAUGCGCGACCUCUCGUACGACGACUGCGACCCCCAGCAGGACACCGAGUUUGACUCGGAUGCCGAGAACGGCAGCGUCUUCUCCGUCGGCUCUUCCACCGAGAGCGGCGGGUUCGCGCACGGCGGCAAGCGGUGUGGCAAGCGGAGGACGACGUCUUCCAGGACCCCGCCGACCAAGGUCGUCAUCAGGAAGCGGAGGCUGGCCGCCAACGCCCGCGAGCGCCGACGGAUGAGUUCGCUGAACGUGGCCUUCGACAAGCUGCGCGACGUGGUGCCUUCGCUCGGCAACGACCGCAAACUGUCCAAGUUCGAGACGCUCCAGAUGGCGCAGAGCUACAUCUCGGCGCUCAGUGAACUCCUGUGCAGAGAGUGACUCGCCGUGAGGAGCCGACCUCACUCCAAAGAAACUUAGAGAUGACGAGUGGACGCGGUGUGGCGCCGCUGGACCUUGCGCCCAAGUUAUAAGAACUCCGACACGGAACGAAAAGGUCUUCCAGAAACCGCGCUUGCACGCUCCGUUGUUCUGAAAGUAAGUGCGUGGCGAUUUCGCGGGUACUAGCUUCCGCCUUGAUCGAAAACGAUCUCGAGAAAACCUCUUUCCAAAUUACUCCCCUUUUGGAACCCGUCUCCAGGUUAAAGUCAUCAUAUUUGACUUUCGCCAGUUAGCACAAGUCUCAUACUCGUGCCCGUGGGGUAUCUGCGUCACGCAAGAAACUGCCUAGACCAGUGCCUGAUCUAAGAAUACUCAUGCGCUCUAUUUCAUUACAUUUUCGCGAGAAAUCGUUCCCAAGGGCUCGUCCCACUGCAGAGCUACAAGCGCUAAAUUGUGUCCGUCGAGACAAAGCGACUUUAACAUUUAGAGGAACGUACCGGUCUCGAGCAGUGUCCACAGAACCUCGCAAGUGUCCACAGAACCUUGCACGUUGAUGACUCUUAGGUCUGCCAACAAGUAUCUUCGACUUGUCUGUGAGAUUUGUAUUUGUGUUUUAUUUUCUUAUCGUUGUUGUGCGGACGAUACCCCGAGUGCUACCAGCCUACCUCAAACCACCAAAAAAUAUACCUCCAAUUCAUUCCAUUGUCUAUAUUUUUUUCUCCUCAUAGUUCCGAUAAUUCCACUAUUUUUUUUUUGUUUUUUGUUUUUCGUUGCACUGGUCAGGGAAGAAAUCAGAGACAGCCAUUUUUCUGCCCUACUCGCGAAUUUGUUUUGUCGCUUUUACGAUCGACUACAAGUGAAAUCGUCUCGUUUGAUAUUGCGAAUACUGCGGUGUUUCAUUCCGAGAAACUGUGUUUGGCCCCUGUUGUUUGCGUCACAAUGUUUUGCGGCACUAUGGAGAUAUUCUGAAAAAAAAAAAGGAAACUCCAUAACGUGUCGCGCUAGUCUUGUGGUUAUCGGGCGCCAAUUCAAUGGCGCUCUCAGUGCUCAGUGAAGUGUCAAAGUGAUGUCGCGCUUGGUCGCACGUCCACUGUCCGUCGGGACUUUGCUCAAGUGAUAGUAUUCCAAGCCUCAUCGUGCCAAAAGCCUCGUUAUUCUUGGUACGCCUCAGCAAAGUUCGCACCUCGGUGCCCGCCCUGUACUGGCGCCUAAUAUAACGGUCUACAGAGUUUUCCCAUGUUGGCAUUUGUACAUAUACGAGUUUCUACAGUACGUAUGACGUGCCUUAUACAAUUUUCCUACGUUGACAAUAAAAAUAGAUACAUCGAUAUUUUUUUAUAUACAUAUAUCGGUGUGUCGCUAUUAUUUUAUUA
Ixodes scapularis (black-legged tick) is the source of this 1973-nucleotide messenger RNA. Its product is annotated as protein atonal-like. Lineage: Eukaryota; Metazoa; Arthropoda; Arachnida; Ixodida; Ixodidae. The record is from RefSeq and is a predicted model, not a curated record. The coding region runs from base 1 to 600 and encodes 199 amino acids. Gene Ontology annotation, molecular function: protein dimerization activity. The transcript has a single exon.